GCUUGUCAGUAUUUUAGUUUACUUGGUUUGGUGUUGGUUGUCGAGUGUUACCUGCUGCAGACGCUGAACCCAUUGUGGUAACAAUAAUUAAUCGACACCAGCAGUCGGUGCUCUGUUCUCUUCAUCUGAACUAAACAAUGUGUUAGUGAUGGCACCAAGUUUGAGUAAAUAUGCAAAUAAAAAUUGUGUCAUUGCUGCAGCCGGUGUCUCAACACUAUUGUGGAUUUUGGCAAACAGAAGGAAGAAGCGAAUUGGCAAUGAUAUCAAGAAGAAGACGAAAAACAAGGAAGAGGACGUGAAGUACCUCAUUGCCGAAAAGACGAGUCCCACUGUGAAAGUUCAGGUCGAUAGGAAAUUUUUUAAACAGUUGGGGCAGCUUUUGAAAAUUGUGAUACCUGGAAUAACCACCAAAGAAUCGUUUUUGAUGGUAUUGGUGGCUAUGAGUUUGGUGGCAAGAUCCGCGUGUGAUAUAUGGCUGAUCAACAAUGGCACGAAAAUUGAAAGCGCCAUCGUGUCGAGAGAUGCCGAACUAUUCAAGAAACGCCUGAUGAAGCUGAUAGUCGCCAUACCAGUCAUCUCCGUUGUAAAUAACGUACUCAAAUAUUCCAUCGGCGACCUGAAGAUAAGACUCCGCACCAACAUGACCAAGAGGCUCUACGAUGAAUAUCUCACCAACUUCACCUAUUACAGGAUAGCCAACUUGGACAACAGGAUCGCCAACGUCGACCAACUCCUCACCAACGACGUGGACAAAUUCUGCGAGAGCGUGGCAGACCUCUACUGCAACACCGCCAAGCCACUCCUGGACAUCGGCAUCUACGUUUACAAGCUGUCGACGACUCUGGGAGGUGGCACCCCAGGUUUGAUGUUGGGGUAUCUGCUACUGUCCGGAGCACUUUUGACGCACCUGAGAAAACCCACAGCCAAGCUGACGGCGGGCGAACAGAAGCUAGAAGGAGAGUUUAGACACGUAAACUCUCGUCUCAUCACCCACUCUGAGGAGAUCGCCUUCUACAACGGCAACUCCAGGGAGAAAACCACCCUUAUAGCUAGUUACAACAAGCUGCUGAAUCAUCUGAACCAGUUCUUGAAGUUCAAGAUAAUUAUGGGCGUGACCGACAACUUUAUAGCCAAGUAUUUCGCGAGCGUUGUGGGAUUCCUCGCCGUCUCCCUACCCUUCUUCCAUUGCAACCACCCCCUCUACUCCUCCACUCACGGGGAACGUUCCAGGCUGUACUACACCUACGGCAGGAUGUUGGUCAAGUUGGCUGAGGCCAUAGGAAGGUUGGUAUUGGCUGGACGUGAGCUGUCUAGGCUGGCAGGCUUUACAGCUAGGAUGACUCAGUUGAGGGAUGUGUUGAAGGACUUGAACGAAGGUAAAUACCAGAGAACCAUGGUGCCCGGUUCCGAAAACUUGAACAUACACGGUGGAAAGAUAGUCUUCAAGAACCACCUGAUCAAAUUCGACAAGGUUCCUUUGAUAACCCCAAACGGUGACAUCUUGAUCAAGGAGAUAUCCUUCGAGAUCAAAUCUGGGAUGAACGUCCUAGUAUGUGGUCCUAACGGAGCUGGAAAGUCAUCUCUCUUCAGGGUUCUAGGAGAGUUGUGGCCUCUAUUCGGUGGUGAACUCACAAAACCACCUCGAGGCAAGCUGUUCUACGUCCCGCAAAGGCCUUACAUGACCUUGGGAUGUCUGAGGGAUCAGUUGACUUAUCCCCACUCGGGAGCUGAGGCUCUAAGGCGUGGAACUACAGACGCUCAGCUGGAAGAGUACCUGAACCUCGUGUGCCUCGGGUACCUCCUCGAAAGGGAGGGAGGUUUGGACGCUGUCGCCGAUUGGUUGGAUGUGCUGAGCGGUGGGGAGAAACAAAGGAUUGCGAUGGCAAGACUGUUCUAUCACAAACCCCAAUUCGCUAUUUUGGACGAGUGUACCAGCGCUGUAUCUGUUGACGUUGAGGGUAGUAUGUAUAGUUAUUGUAGGGAUGUAGGCAUCACAUUACUGACUGUAUCGCACCGAAAAUCACUGUGGAAACAUCACGAAUUUGUUCUGCAUCUAGACGGCAGGGGGAGUUAUACCUAUAAACCUAUAGACCAAGCUGAGGAGUUUGGGUCUUAGGGAUCACGUGUAUUGAGAUUUUUCUAGGUGAAUUAAUUGUGUAUUAUUUAAAUCGGAAGUAACUAGGAAUAAUUGAUUGUUAAUGAUAUUUCUGAAUGAUCGCCUUGAAUAUGAAAUUGGUUUUCAUAGAAUUUUUUUUCAUUCAGGCUUUUACCACUGAAUGAAUGGGAAUCAUGUUCAAAAUACGGAAAGUUCCAUCAAAAAGAUUUGUUUCACAUUUGGUAAACUAAUUAAGUCAAUUCCAUGGUUUUUUUAAUUGCUGUCAGAUGUUUAUCUUUAUUGUUUCUGAAAAAAAAUUUCAUUUUACUCACCUACAAAUAUUCUAUUGGAAUUCUGAUGAGGAGAUAUGUGAACAAUGAAUAUUCAUGAUUGGUAAUUUGUCAGGAAAACAAGAAGAAUUGUUAUUCUUGAAUUGAUGACUCGGAAAUUCAGGUCUAUCCCAGAAAUAUCAUUUUACUGUUGUUAAGGAUUUAUGUUUUUAUGUUGUACUAUUGAAUGAAAUUAUUUUGAUGUUUUAUGUGCUUCCCAAUAUGUGAUACAUAUAACAUAAGUUUAGAAUUAUCGAAAAAAUCUAUCAAAACGAAAACUUCAAUUUUGGAUGAAUAAGAAUUUAAAUAAAAUCUUGUGUCCUCAAAAUCUUCGUUGUGUCGUCCUUUGCUAAUCAUUUAUAGUCUGAAAAACAAAGUAUUAAGGUGCAAUAUGCUAUUAUUUCACAAGUGUUUUUUUUUCGUUGGGUCAUUGUAUUCUUUUUGGAAUAAAACUUUGGUUUUCAAAUUUAGAAAAAUAUUGUGACUGACGUUGUGUGUUUUAUGUUUUUUUGGAAAUCUUACCUUUUUUCUUCAAAUCAGUUUUCCGUGGCACAUCCGUUCUGGUCUAUUAUAAAUAUACACGCACCAAGUUAGUAACUUGAUCUUCCUUGUUAUACAAAAUACAAUGUGGGACAGAAAUGAUCUGUCAAGAAUUUUAUUUUUGAAUUUAUAUUAAAAAAUUUUAAAUCAA
This is a messenger RNA of Harmonia axyridis, 3115 nucleotides long. RefSeq names its product ATP-binding cassette sub-family D member 3 (gene Pmp70). Gene Ontology annotation, biological process: peroxisome organization; long-chain fatty acid import into peroxisome; fatty acid beta-oxidation. The record is from RefSeq and is a predicted model, not a curated record. NCBI's taxonomy places the organism in Eukaryota, Metazoa, Arthropoda, Insecta, Coleoptera, Coccinellidae. Gene Ontology annotation, cellular component: peroxisomal membrane. The coding region runs from base 149 to 2116 and encodes 655 amino acids. The transcript is spliced from 3 exons. Gene Ontology annotation, molecular function: ATP hydrolysis activity; ATP binding; ABC-type transporter activity.